AUGAGCCGAAAUCACUCCCCACACUCACCCCUCUCUCGCCGUGCAUCAAUAUGCACUCCCUCCACCUCGUCUGAUGCAUUGUCGACGACGAGCCACCCACCUGUUGGCAGUCACGAUUGUGCAGCUGGCCACACCACACCCUCCACACAACCGUGCAGUGCGCCUAAGCCAUGGGCCUCGCCUCAUCGCCUUGUCUCCCUCCUCGCAGAUUACGGCAUCGCGGGUCUUAUGCUCCUCCCUAACAUGUGCUGGUUCGUCUACAACAGCAGCGAUUACCGCGAUGGUGAAGUGGGGUGGACUAAUUCACCCUUCUUUGCCAACACUUACCCACCCAACUCCACCUGCCUUUACCUCUUCCAAUUUCACGCCAACCAAUCGGUGCGCCUCUCCUUCACCACCUUCCACACGGUUGCGCAGUCGGAAGUCGCCGCAACCGGAGGCAGUCACUUUCACCAUUGUCCUCAAAACUGCAAGCAGGUGGGUGAUGCGCAUCUCGGCAGUGCCAAAGUCACUGCAUUAUACGACUGUGAGUGGACUGACUGGCCUCCCUCAGUCAGUGCCCACUGA
Molecule: messenger RNA, 567 nt
Organism: Hydatigera taeniaeformis
Lineage: Eukaryota; Metazoa; Platyhelminthes; Cestoda; Cyclophyllidea; Taeniidae
Source: the annotation of a GenBank genome assembly